UCGGAGGCUGCAGGGCGGGGAGAGUUCGGCCCAGGCUGCCGGAGAGGACACCUAUCAUCAACGGACACCCGGCUUGUGCGGGACGUGCGCUUGAUUCCUGGGAUUUUGUAAAAUAAAGAAAACAACACAAUAAUCUGUAAAGAAGUUGCUGGAAUUCACGCACGAGCAAGAGCCUUCCGAGCAGUGCGAUGGAGGAUGGGAAGCCGGUGUGGGCGCCCCACCCAGCGGACGGGUUCCAGCUGGGAACGAUCGUGGACAUCGGCGCCGACAGCCUCACCAUCGAACCUCUCAAACAGAAGGGAAAGACAUUUUUGGCUGCUGUAAACCAGGUGUUUCCUGCAGAGGAUGACCCUAACAAACAUGUGGAGGAUAACUGUUCUUUGAUGUACUUGAAUGAAGCGACGCUGCUCAACAACGUCAGAGUGAGAUACAGCAAAGACAAAAUUUAUACAUUUGUAGCUAACAUCCUGAUUGCAGUAAAUCCGUACUAUGACAUCCCAAAGCUUUACUCUCCGGAGACCAUCAAGCAGUACCGGGGCCGGUCUCUGGGAACGCUGCCGCCGCACGUCUACGCCAUCGCUGAUAAAGCCUACAGGGACAUGAAGGUCCUCAAGAUGAGCCAGUCCAUCAUCGUCUCAGGAGAGUCUGGGGCCGGGAAGACCGAAAACACAAAGUUUGUGCUCAGGUACUUGACCACCUCGUAUGGAACCGGUCAGGACAUCGACGAGAGGAUAGUUGAAGCCAACCCUCUGCUCGAGGCUUUUGGAAAUGCAAAAACGGUCCGCAACAACAACAGCAGCCGCUUCGGCAAGUUUGUGGAGAUCCACUUCAACGAGAAGAACGCCGUGGUUGGGGGUUUCGUGUCUCACUACCUGCUGGAGAAGUCCAGGAUCUGCAGGCAGAGUCCCGAGGAGAGGAACUACCACAUCUUCUACCGGCUGUGUGCUGGAGCGCCGGAGGACAUCAGACAGAAGUUCUACCUGAGCUCUCCGGACACCUUCAGGUACCUGAACAGAGGAUGCACUCGCUUCUUUGCCACCAAGGAGACGGACAAACAGAUCAUGCAGAACCGCAAGAGCCCAGAGCACCUGAAGUUCGGCCCUCUGAAGGACCCGCUGCUGGACGACCACGGCGACUUCAACAGGAUGUCUGUGGCCAUGAAGAAGAUCGGCCUGGACGACACCGAGAAGCUGGACCUGUUCAGGGUGGUGGCCGGCGUGCUGCACCUCGGAAACAUUGACUUUGAGGAGGCGGGGAGCACGUCAGGCGGCUGCACCAUCAAGAACCAGUCCAGUCAGACACUGGAGCACUGUGCCGAGCUGCUUGGUCUGGAGGAGGAGGACCUGAGAGUCAGCCUCACCACCAGGGUCAUGUUGACGACAGCAGGGGGCGCCAAAGGAACAGUCAUCAAAGUGCCACUCAAAGUGGAGCAGGCUAACAACGCUCGGGACGCCCUGGCGAAGGCCGUGUACAGCCGUCUUUUCGACCAUGUGGUGACCCGGGUCAACCAGUGUUUUCCCUUCGACUCCUCGGCGAACUUCAUCGGCGUCUUGGACAUCGCUGGCUUUGAAUACUUUGAACACAACAGCUUCGAGCAGUUCUGCAUCAACUACUGUAACGAGAAACUGCAGCAGUUCUUCAACGAGCGGAUCCUGAAGGAGGAGCAAGAGCUGUACCAGAGGGAGGGGCUGGGAGUCAACGAGGUUCACUACGUCGACAAUCAGGACUGCAUAGACCUGGUGGAGGGGAAGCUGGUCGGCAUCCUGGACAUCCUGGACGAAGAGAACCGCCUACCUCAACCCAGCGACCAGCACUUUACCGACACGGUUCACAACAAACACAAGGACCAUUUCCGCCUCACCGUACCCAGGAAGUCGAAGCUGGCCGUCCACAGGAACGUGAGGGAUGAUGAAGGAUUUAUUAUCAGACACUUUGCUGGAGCUGUUUGCUACGAGACGACCAAGUUUGUGGAGAAGAACAACGACGCCCUGCACAUGUCCCUGGAGUGUCUGGUCAGCGAGUCCAAAGACCGCUUCGUCCGCGAGCUCUUUGAAAACUCCAACAACAGCAAAGACAUGAAGCAGAAGGCGGGAAAACUCAGCUUCAUCAGUGUGGGAAACAAGUUUAAGACCCAGCUGAAUAUCCUCCUGGACAAGCUCCGCAGCACGGGCUCCAGCUUCAUCCGCUGCAUCAAACCCAACCUGAAGAUGGUCAGCCACCAGUUUGAAGGAGCGCAGAUUCUCUCCCAGCUGCAGUGCUCCGGUAUGGUGUCGGUGUUGGACCUGAUGCAGGGCGGCUUCCCCUCCAGAGCUCCCUUCCAUGAACUCUACAACAUGUACCAGCAGUACAUGCCUCCUAAACUCUGCCGCCUCGACCCGCGACUGUUCUGCAAGGCUUUAUUCAAAGCUCUGGGACUGAACGAGAACGACUACAAGUUCGGCCUCACCAGAGUGUUUUUCCGACCCGGGAAGUUUGCAGAGUUUGAUCAGAUCAUGAAGUCCGACCCCGAUCACUUGGCUGAGCUGGUGAAGAAGGUCAACAAGUGGCUGAUCCACAGCCGCUGGAAGAAGGUCCAGUGGUGCGCUCUGUCCGUCAUCAAACUGAAGAACAAGAUCUUGUACCGAGCCAGCGCCUGUAUCACCAUGCAGAAGACGGUCCGGAUGUGGCUCUGCAGGAAGAAGCACAAACCUCGGAUCGACGGGUUAGUGAAGGUGCGUAACCUGAAGAAGAGGAUGGACCGCUUUAACGAGGUGGUGGCUGGGCUGAAGGAGGGCAAACAGGAGAUGAGCAAACAGAUCACGGACCUGGAAGCCGCCAUCGAUGCCCUGAUGGUCAAAAUCAAGAGCACCAUCAUGAGCCGCAUCGACAUCGACCACGAGUACCAGGCCCUGGUGUCGCGGUCGGAGAAGCUGCUAACUGAAAUGCAGAACAAGAAGAAGGAGGAGGAGGAGCGGGAGAGGCUGAGGCGCAUCCAGGAGGAGAUGGAGCGUGAGAGGAAGAGGAGGGAAGAGGAGGAGCAGCGACGUAAGCAGGAGGAGGAGGAGAGGAAACUGAAAGCUGAGAUGGAGGCGAAGAGGAAGCAGGAAGAGGAGGAGAGGAAGAAGAGAGAGGAGGAGGAGAGGAGGAUCCAGGAGGAGAUGGAGCUGCAGCUGCAGGCCGAGCGGGAGGAGGAGGCGUCCCGACAGGCCGUCCUGGAGCAGGAGAGGAGGGACCGAGAGCUGGCGCUGAGGAUCGCUCAGAGCGAGUCCGAGCUGAUCCCUGAGGAGGCCAACGACGCGGGGCUGCGCAGUAACGGCUCCUCAGUCCCAUCGUCCCCAGAGAGAGCAGCCCCGGCUGGAACCACAAAACUCAAGAGCUUGACCAUGGAGGAGAUGGCGAAGGAAAUGACUGAACUCCUGGCUCGAGGUCCACAGGUCCAGGCCUCCAAGGCCGCUGCUGCCGCCUCCAAGAAGUACGAGCUGAGCAAGUGGAAGUACGCCGAGCUGCGAGACGCCAUCAAUACCUCAUGUGACAUCGAGCUGUUGGCAGCCUGCAGGGAGGAGUUCCACCGCCGACUCAAAGUUUAUCAUGCCUGGAAGUCAAAGAACAAGAAGAGAAACACAGAGACGGAGCAGAGAGCGCCCAAAUCCAUCACCGACUACGCCCAGCAGAACCCGGCUCCGCCUAUCCCGGCCCGGCAGUACGAGGUAGCCAUGAACCGGCAGCAGCGCUACUUCCGCAUCCCGUUCAUCAGACCAGGUGACCAGUACAAAGACCCGCAGAACAAGAAGAAGGGAUGGUGGUACGCUCACUUCGACGGGCCCUGGAUCGCACGGCAGAUGGAGCUGCACCCGGAUAAACACCCCAUCCUGCUGGUGGCAGGGAAGGACGACAUGGAGAUGUGUGAGCUGAGUCUGGAGGAGACAGGCCUGUCCAGGAAACGCGGCGCUGAGAUCCUCCCUCGGCAGUUCGAGGAGAUCUGGGAGCGCUGCGGCGGGAUCCAGUACCUCCGCAGCGCCAUCGAGAGCCGGCAGGCGAGGCCCACCUAUGCCACGGCCAUGCUGCAGAGCAUGUUCAAGUGACGGGGCCCGGGGCCCCGCGCUGCAAACAAAGGGACAAACGCACCAGCUACCUAAAGAAGAUGGCGUGUGAGCGUACGGCUCCAGGUUCUGACAGGCGUUCAGCGGUUUCUCUCCCUUUUGUUUCAUUUCGUUUCCUUCUUGCUGGCUUUGGUUUUUUGUGGGGGUGAGGUCGGGGGAGUUUUGCGUUGAACCCUAUGCAGAAAAAUCACUAAAUUAUCAGAUCCGGUUGUUUUCCAGGAGUUUUCCUCUCUAACUUUUCUGCAAGUUUAACUCUGAGGCCUUAACACUACUUUAACAGGGUUUGAUCGCCACUUUUUCUUUGUUUUUUUUCUCAAAGCUGCCUCCCCAGACAUGAAAACUUAAUUCCUGUGUAAUUAUGCAUUCCUGAUUCUGACACUGAAGUUUCACUGGUGUGUCGCUAGCUGGUGACCCCUCUCCGACGAUAAACCUGCUGUUUACAUCGUCUUCAUGUUCAGGAAACUGGAGCCGUCACAGUGAGCUGCACGAGCGUCACGCUAAAUCCUCGCUAAUACUUCCUGUUUUAUUUUUCCUUCUGUCUUUCCAGCCGAAUGUAACUCCAGACCUCGUUGAUUGGUUCAUGUAGUGAUUCCUCUUUUCUCCUCUUCGUGUGUGAUUAAAGCUAAUGAGAACGGUCCAAAAACGUUGAGACCAAACUUCGAACCCUUGUUUGGGGUUUUGUGGCCAGAGCGGUAAUCCAGCUCAGUGAUUCUUAUUUUUAUGUUUAUGAAGCAGAAAAUGUGAAAUUAUUAUGCAACUCCUCGUGGGCUGUUUGAGAACAGAUCAGCGCUGCAAAAAACACUCCUUCAUUCCAUCUUUUCAACAUUUAUAUCCGACACAAGGAAGCUUAAUUUGCCAAUGCAGUGAUUCCCAGGACGGCUUCAUUGAUUAUCCUAAAUAUUUAAAUAUAAAUCAUGCUAAAGAAAAGUUAAACUCAUGCCAGAUCAGACGUUUUCCUUCAUCACUUACACGAUGCACUGGUACUCUUUGUUGAUCUGGGCCAUCCAUGCAACACUGAAUAUUUUUACGUUUAUGCAGCCAGCGGCAAUUUCAAACUGGAAUGUGAGCGUUUACUUUUUCAAAGAACAGUUUCUACUUGUGGCUCGUGCAUGAGAGAUUUUCAGGAGAAGCAAUAAAUCAAAGCUAAGAGAUAAAAAAAACGAACAGGCCUGAAGACAAUCUGCUCAACCUGCUCUGUUCACCUGAUGCCAAGUUUGUUCCCGAGCUUUCUCUCUUUAAAUCUCUGCACAACAGAAACUUGGAUUGUCUGAAAGAAUGAGGGUUUGUCUUCUCAGAAAGCAGUGGGUCAUCUGUAUAAGUGGCAUUAACAUGCAGGAGAACAGACUCAGAGCUGGGCAGGAGUUGCGCAGAAGGACGAGGAGGAGAAGCAGCGUACGUACACCAAAGUUAACACUGAAGCAUUGCAGCAGAAAUGUUCCUGCUGCAAAAUGUACAGCCUUUAUGAGAUUAUUUCACACGUCAUGAUUCAUAUUUGGGCUUCAUGUUCAACAAUGGGCAGUGACGACAAAAUCCGGUGAACAUGGUAUCGUCUGGUCAGGCCUUUAGGAUGCUUAUUUUUGAUUUUAAAGCUCAUUAAAUGUGACAAAAUGGCUCUCAGUGCCAAGAAAUGUGUCUGCAGUGAUUUAGUAAAGCUUUGACAUUAAUAAGAGAAUAAAUCUGCGUCAGACAGAGGGUAACUGAGCCGUUCUCCUGUCUGUUAAUGCCGACUCUAAAGGUGCCACACUCUCUGCUGUCGUUGGUUUAAACUUGGAAAUACUUUCUCUGAUGUUAAAGAACCAUCCUGCACCCGCUGCGGUCUGUUUCUCUCCACACAUUACAAUCAUUCCUCGGGAAGCACUGCCUUUGUCCACUCUGUCGUUUUUCUAACGCUGAUCUCUCUAACAGAUGAAUAAAAGCAUUCCAUGUUUCA
Molecule: messenger RNA, 6009 nt
Organism: Cheilinus undulatus (humphead wrasse)
Lineage: Eukaryota; Metazoa; Chordata; Actinopteri; Labriformes; Labridae
Gene: myo6a
Product: myosin VIa
Exons: 35
Coding region: 189-4061 (1290 amino acids)
Biological process (GO): actin filament organization; inner ear auditory receptor cell differentiation; vesicle transport along actin filament
Cellular component (GO): myosin complex; ruffle; actin cytoskeleton
Molecular function (GO): ATP binding; microfilament motor activity; actin filament binding
Source: RefSeq, a predicted model, not a curated record